GAGUCCACGUGCUGGCAUUCGCGACUCUUGUACAACUCCUGACCGGUCACUGAUCCUUACGGCCCGUGCACCAAAAUCCGUUAAAGGUGACUUGAUUGUGACAAUGUCGAUGAUUUGUUUCUAGAAAAGUGAUCAACGAGCGUCAAUCUGGAACUCUUCGUCAUCCCAACUAUCGGGCAGGGAGUACUGACACCGAAACGCAGCAUCGGCACGCUGCGUCCGCAGCAUGAUGCAUGUGGACUCUUUGACAUUGGCGCGCAGAUUGACUGUAUAUCUGCAGUUACGUACAUCAUGCUAUGUAUCUGGCCUCGCUCUUUCCAUAGAGGUGCCGCCUGACAAGGAUGAACGAAGACAAGAAAGAAGUUUCGCAACUGCAAGUUGACUUCGGGUCAGUACAGACUACCACUAUCGAUGGUCAGACUUGCGAGCCACAAUUCGUGGAGCGGCCGCGCCAAUCUGUCGCAACUAGGCUUUUUGGUAUCGGUGUUAUGAGCUUGCUACUCUUUGCCGUGUUUACCCACUCUGGGUUCAAUCUUGUGCGCAGUGUUUUCGACUACUACGAAGUUUCAACACGCUUAAAUGAUCCUGGCUACCCUGAUCCCAGCGAUGGUGUAGUCACUAGCGAGUCACUUUUCACCCUUCCUGUUGACUCAGACUCCCUGUAUCUCAUCUCUCGGGGUGCUUUCCAGUACGGCACUAUCACCGUGGAGCAGUCCACGGAGGCCUCAGAUGAUGUCAUCAUACGCAUCCGCGCUGCAUACUUCAAAGAAGAGGCGUUCGAAAAUGCAAACAUUUGCCACCUCAAGCGCCAGGAAAAUCAGAAUGGAAUCGGUAUCUACGCAAGUUUCUUCUUCUUGAACACUAUGUUGUGGUUGUACUAA
This is a messenger RNA of Suillus bovinus, 881 nucleotides long. RefSeq lists its product as uncharacterized. The record is from RefSeq and is a predicted model, not a curated record. Lineage: Eukaryota; Fungi; Basidiomycota; Agaricomycetes; Boletales; Suillaceae. The coding region runs from base 342 to 881 and encodes 179 amino acids. The transcript is spliced from 3 exons.